Molecule: messenger RNA, 212 nt
Organism: Acanthoscelides obtectus
Lineage: Eukaryota; Metazoa; Arthropoda; Insecta; Coleoptera; Chrysomelidae
Source: the annotation of a GenBank genome assembly
AUUACCGUUUUUGUACUGGGAGUAAAGUUUUCUCUUCUUAUAGCAUGUAACCACAACUUCCUCAUGUUAGGAUCUGUAGGUAUCUGUGAAACUUCAUUUUCACAUCUUUUCUGCGUCUAUUGCAAUUCACAAUUCACCGCACUGCAAGAUUCAACCAUUUUUAAACAAAUAUCACAUAAAACAACAGCUCUUGAAGGCUGUCCAUCAUAAAA